AUGCUGAAAUCAACCAUUGUCGAUACCCGCGUCCGCUUGCGUCCCUCGAAAAAAGUAUUAGAAUUCCUGGCUAAACACAAAGAGCAUUUUGACGAUGCGCCAGCUAAUUUGGCCCAAAUACUUAAAAAGAAUGGCUACAAACUGCUCGAAAAGACAACCAUCUUAAAGGAUAGUGAGAUAAGCACAAAGCGGCCUGCUAUAGACACAAAGCUGUUGGCGAAAUUAACUUCCAAUGUGUCUGAUUUGACUGCAACAGAAGAAUCUGAACAGGAGGAAGAGCAGGAGGAGUUGGAGGAUGAGAAACCACAACCUGUAGAUGGCUCUUACUUGUAUCUGACUGAUCUGCAUUGGCUGCACGAUGUUAUGAUUAAGCUCCGCGCUAAGGACAUCACAAAUGUAUUUCUACAUGAACUGAUUGAAAGCUGUGAGCUCAUCUUGCCUGAGAAUGAGUUCAAGCCGCGUAAUCCGGAGCUGGAGGCACGUUGCCAGCGCCUCCGCGAACAGCAACAGAAUCGCGAAUACCAGAAAAUGACCAAGAAUGUGGAUGCAACACUGCAGCAUUAUCCCGAAGACACCAUAGCCUAUCAACUUAAAAGCAUUAAUAAGCAGAUCAUUGCGGUGGCCCAAUUCAUCUUUUCGGUUGCCGCUGGCUUCACAUUUGGUUUCUUUGGCGUCAACUUGAUGGUGGGACCAUUGCCCUUUGGUUUUCGCAUUCUACUGGGCGUGAUUGUGGCCCUCGUUAUUGCGCUGGCGGAGAUGUAUUUCCUGGCCAAGAAGCUGCAUGAAUACGACGAGGUGUUUGAUGCACCCAAACGCAAACAAGCCGAAGAAUCGGUCAAGUCGAGCGGUGUGCAGAAAGUCAAACCGCAUAUUGAAUAAAUUAUUAUUUUGUUUUCUUUGAAAA
Molecule: messenger RNA, 904 nt
Organism: Drosophila albomicans
Lineage: Eukaryota; Metazoa; Arthropoda; Insecta; Diptera; Drosophilidae
Product: transmembrane protein 199
Exons: 2
Coding region: 1-879 (292 amino acids)
Biological process (GO): vacuolar proton-transporting V-type ATPase complex assembly
Cellular component (GO): endomembrane system
Source: RefSeq, a predicted model, not a curated record